AUGGGGGAACAGGCACUUAUUCAAGGACCCAGCCAGCUAUCUCCGCUGGAGUGGAUUAUGCCACGGUCCUACAUCAGCCAAAUCCUCUGCUUCCCAUCGUCGAACCCUCGAAUAUCCGAAGUCCUCCGAGAUGGUCUCGCGGGCACAUUAAAAGAUGUCCCAUAUCUCGCCUCCAGGAUAGUGGCUCGAGCUCAUCCCAAGGGAUCCGUUGCUCUGAGCUCGCCGUGUGACUCACUGAAUGACUUAUUCCGCGUCAACACCUACACGGAUGUUGAUUACGAUGCUUUGAAGUCUGGUGCUUUUCGACCGUCUGUUUUUGAUGACCAGAGCUGGUUUUCUGCCGAUCUCAGUCCGGCCAAUACAUCCCCUAGCCCUGUUUUUCGCGCAGUCUUAUCGCUGGUGAAGGGAGGGUGUCUGCUUGCUGUUAGCCUACAUCACUCGACGGCUGAUAUCACAGCAUACGGCUCAUUGUUGAAGAUAUGGGCAUGCCAUUGUAGGACGGGCUCUUCUGAAGGCGUUGAUUUCGACCAGAGUUGGUUAGAUCGCACGGCGAUAGUGAGAGGCUCUCAUGAUGCGCCUGCUGAUUCGCCGCUGCUUCUUCACAAAGAAGAGGCUGUCCUUUCUGGCCAACCAUCAAAACCUGCAAAGAUGGAGACUGAAUAUCUCAAAUUCUCUGGAGAGUAUUUAAAGCGUUUGAAAGCCGAAGUGAACAACCAUUUACCUAAUGGAACCGCAUGGGUAUCUACAAGCGAUAUACUGACUGCGAUCCUCUGGGGCUCUAUUAUCCAUUCUGAAUUUCUAGAUGAUGAUAAUACUACUGCAGAUGGUAAAUAUUUCAUGCGUACGGCUGUUAAUUUCCGCAGUCGCUACGAACCACCACUUCCCAGGGAAUAUCUCGGCGCUUCCUUUGGGGUGACCCUGGUAGCCGCAAAGAAAGCCGACCUUGUCGCCAUUGGAAGCUCAACCGAACAGAAAAUCUUCACGUCAGAAAUCGCAAAUAUUGCAGCAGCUGUACGGCAAAGUAUCAACAUUAUUAAUGGGCAAAGCAUGAACCGCGUCGUCAACCAUUUGGCUUCUCAGGCAGAUGUCACAACUCUCAAAUUAUGCGAACAGGCUGCAGAUGUCUCAAUUGUCUCUUGGGCAGAUGAGGGAGUUUACGAACUCGAUUGGGGCGUUGAAAUGGGGCAUUGUGAAGCUGUAAGACUGUCAUCGCUGAAAGCGAAGCGGUAUCCGGUGGUAUUUCCCAGACUUCCGAACGGUGAUCUUGAGGUUCUUGUUACUUUUGACCAGGAGUUGAUGAGUAAAUGGCAAAAGGCGCACGAACGGAGCCCAUGGAAAGCAUAG
Molecule: messenger RNA, 1344 nt
Organism: Trichoderma asperellum CBS 433.97
Lineage: Eukaryota; Fungi; Ascomycota; Sordariomycetes; Hypocreales; Hypocreaceae
Biological process (GO): secondary metabolite biosynthetic process
Molecular function (GO): acyltransferase activity, transferring groups other than amino-acyl groups
Source: RefSeq, a predicted model, not a curated record